AUGUUUCUUUCAGCUGCUCGUGUUGCCGUAACGCGCACCGUACCUCGUGCAGUACGAUCUUUGGGAUCCUCUUCAAACUUUGCCGCCUUGAGGCAGAGGGCUCCUGCAGUCUACACAUUGCGACACUUCUCUUCUCCACCGGCCUUCCUUAAUGAGAGCGAAGUCGUUGAACGUAUCAUGGGGGUUGUCAAAAAUUUUGAUCAAGUGGAUCCUAGCAAGGUAACCGCCGAGACCAAAUUCGCUGAUGACUUGGGACUUGAUUCCUUGGAUAUUGUGGAAGUCGUCAUGGCCAUCGAGGACGAAUUUGCCAUUGAAAUUCCAGACACUGAAGCGGAUGCCAUUGCCAGCAUUGGUGAUGCUGCCGAGUACAUUUCAAAGCACCCCAUGGCCAAAUAA
Messenger RNA from Seminavis robusta, 396 nucleotides. NCBI's taxonomy places the organism in Eukaryota, Bacillariophyta, Bacillariophyceae, Naviculales, Naviculaceae. The record is from the annotation of a GenBank genome assembly.